AUGUAUUUUAUUAUUCUCCAGAGCCCCCCGACAUUAAAGCGGACCAAGAGGAACCAGAGCCCCCCGACAUUAAAGCGGACCAAGAGGAACCAGAAGGAACAGGAGGACCCAGAGCCCCCCCACAUUAAAGAGGAACAGGAGGAACUCUGGACCAGUCAGGAGCGAGAGCAGCUUCAAGGGCUGGAGGAGGCUGGUCUCAAGUUCUCAUUCACUGUAAAGAGUGAAGAUGAUGAAGAGGAAGCUCAGUCCUCUCAGCUUCAUCAAAGACAAACUGAACACAUGGAAACAGAAGCUGAUGGAGCGGAUUGUGGAGGACCAGAACCAGACAGGAAGUUAGAUCCAGAAAGACAUCCAGGACCAGAUACUGAUGAGACUGAGGACAGUGAUGAUUGGGAGGGGACUGAGGACAGUGAUGAUGGGGAGGAGACUGAGGAACCUCAGUCAGAUGUGAACCCUCAAAACAAAGAAGUACCUGUAAGUGAUGUGAACUGUAGUACUGGAAAUACAUCAAUCAGCUCUCCUGAAUGUGCUGGAAGCUCUGACCACAAGGGACAUCUGGAGAAACCCACUAGCUCCAAAACAGGAGAGAAACCAUUUCAAUGCUCACUUUGUGACAAAAGAUUUGGAUUCAAUAAGUAUCUAAAGAAACACAUGACUGUCCACACAGGAGAGAAACCAUUUCAAUGUUCGCUUUGUGGCAAAAGAUUUGGAUUCAAUAAGUAUCUAAAGAAACACAUGAGUGUCCACACAGGUGAGAAACCAUUUAGUUGUUCCUUGUGUAGUAAAACAUUUUCACUUAAGGGAAACCUGAACUUUCACAUGACUGUCCACACAGGAGAGAAACCAUUUAGUUGUUCAGUGUGUAGUAAAACAUUUUCACGUAAGGGAAACCUGAACUUUCACAUGAUUGUCCACACAGGAGAGAAACCAUUUGGUUGUUCUGUGUGUAGUAAAACAUUUUCACAUAAAGUAAGCCUGAACGAUCACAUGUUUGUCCACACAGGAGAGAAACCAUUUUGUUGUUCCGUGUGUAGUAAAACAUUUUCUCUUCAGAGAAACCUGAACGGUCACAUGUUUGUCCACACAGGAGAGAAACCAUAUAGUUGUUCCGUUUGUCGUAAAACAUUUACACAAAAGCAACAUCUGAAACGACAUUUAGUUGUCCACACUAGAGAAACUAAUUAGUCGUGGAGUUUCUCAACAAGAUUCUCUUUUCUCGGUUAUUCCAAAAAUCACAAUUUAGUUAUGAGAGUCUCUGAAAUAAACAUGGUUAAACACUUAAAAACUGUCAGGCUGAUACAAACUCCAACAUAAAUCUAUUCAGCUGAGAUUAAGCUUCACAUCAAUUUAUAUUCUUUGAUGUCAGUUUCUCUGGUAUUGUCUUAUGUUUCAUGUGUUAUGUGUUGUCAUGUAUAUAUGAAUUUAAAUGGUUUUCCAUUGUCAAAGUAUUUCAUGUCCUCUAUGCAGCACUGUGGUUUGAGCUGAAUUCUCAUCGGUGAUGAAACUGAGGAACAUUUGUAACCUUCUUUCUCUUCAGCAACGUUUCUCUAAAUAUGUGUGUUCAUGAUGUUCAAUGUUUUAAUGGAAGUUACAUUUAUAAUGUUUACGUGAAAUGUGAAAUGAAUUGCUUUCAUUAAUGAAAUGUAUUGUUCACUGAUAUGAUUUCCACCCUGUUAUCUGAGUGUUAUUGAACCUCUGGCCGAGGCUAUUAGAAUACACCUACAUGUUAAAGGUAUUAACAGUGGGAAAAUGGAGCAUAUUAUUUCACUGUAUGCAGAUGAUAUACUGCUAUUUCUCCAUAACCCUAAACAAUCAAUGUGCUCAAAAUAAUCUGUGAAUUUGGUAGAUUCUCUGACUGUAAGAUCAAUAUGGGUAAAUCAACUGCCCUACCACUUGGAGGCAUUAGAGACCUGGAUAACAGCAUAAUAUCUCCAUUUAAUUUAUCUCCCAAUGGCUUUAAAUACCUGGGAAUCCAUGUCUGCUCCCAACUGGAAGACCUGGUGAAGAUGAAUCUGUCUCCUGUCCUCAAACAGAUUAAACUGGAUUUACAUAGAUGGCUGCCGCUCCCAAUUUCUUGGCUGAAUAUACUCCCUAGAAUGUUGUACCCCUUGCAAAUGAUACCCAACAAUAUCCCAAGUAUUUUUUUUAUAGAUUUGCAUAAAACCAUUUCUAAAUUUAUUUGGAAAAAUAAACACCCUGAAAUGAUAUUAGAGAAACUCCAACUGCCAGUGGUAAAUGGGGGUCUAGCAGUACCAAAUGUUCUAUAUUAUUUCUGGUCAAUACAACUGAAAGAUGUAUCAGAAUGGGUGGCACAACACCCCAAAUCAAUAUGGUUAGACUUUGAAAUGAAAGGAUGUAACUAAUUAUCAAGUGCACCUUUCUUAAAUACUGUUAAACAAACACUAGGCACCAGUGACAACUUUAUUGUGAGUAACAUUCUAAGCAUGUGGAUUAGGGUAAAGAAGGUGUUUUCUUUCAAUAAAAAUAGUCUUGUUAUGCACUGAUUGUUAAUAACCCCAAUUUGAUUCCUUCCUGUAUUGCCCCUGGUUUUGAAGAAUGGAACACACAUGGGAUCCAGGUGAUAAACGACCUCUAUGAAAGUGGUACCAUAAAGUCUUUUAAUAAACUUCAGGAUGAGUAUGAGCGGCCCAAAACACAGUUUUUCUGAUUCUUAAACUCUGAACCCCGAUUCAAAGAAGGUCAUGGACCAGAUCUGAUGGAGUCAGUGAUUCACCAAGUCUGCCAGCUGAAGAGGAACAAAACUAAGUCAGUUAACCAAUGGAAAACAAUCAUGUUAAAUAGCAAAUGAAUAUGUAGUAGUUGCAAAUUAUACAUAAAUUACAAACUACCAUAUAUAGUAGGAGCACAUAUGACAGAAUGUUCUGGCGUAUGUUUAAGGUGUAAGCAACAUGUUGGCUCUUAUGUGCAUUUAAUUUGUCUCUGUGCAGAAAUUAAUAACUUGGUUUGAAAUUGGGAACCAAAUAUCGUCCAUAAUAAAAUGUGCUCCAUCCUCUCUUAUGUAUCCUAGGCCCACACACUGCCUCACCUGUAAUAAACAGACAGAAGAAUCCUCAGUCUUAUAUGGAUUAUCUAUCCUACAGCAUUAGCUUAGCAUUGGCUGGACAGCACCACACCAUCUGCCUCUAGCUGGCUUCACAAUGUCCUACAACUCCUGCCAUUGGAAGACUCACACAUGUUGUCCAAGGAGACGUGAACAGGUUAUUUUCCGUCUGGAACCCUUUUAUGAAUUUUAUUGGCGAGGACGAUGCCGAAACCAUACGCAGAGGCUUUGCAACCUUGGGACCCAAGUGACUCUGAAGGAAUGGGUCAGCAAUAUUUUACUUAUUAUGAUUUAUUGGUUUUGACGGACAUAAAAGGGGGUUUCCUGUUCUGCAAUUCUGUUUUAGCAUUGGUUGUCGAUGUGUCUGGCUUCCUGUGUAGCGAGCACGUUGUACAUAAUCUUCUUUGGGGGGACAUUCGACAAGUAGCCUGGAUGAGUUGAACAUAAAAUGGUGGUAAGAAUGAUAUAAAUACAAUUUUUAUAGUAGGUUCAAUAAGGAGGAUGAUGAUUUAUGAUGAUUCAUGUUCGAUUUAUAUCAGUUGGUUGUUAUGCUGUUAUGUAAUUUUUAUUUUUCAGUUUUUUGUUGUCUAGUAAUGUGAGGUAAUCUGUAACUUGUAAAAACUUAAAAUAAA
This is a messenger RNA of Cyclopterus lumpus (lumpfish), 3693 nucleotides long. RefSeq names its product zinc finger protein 239-like. Gene Ontology annotation, biological process: regulation of transcription by RNA polymerase II. The transcript has 2 exons. The record is from RefSeq and is a predicted model, not a curated record. NCBI's taxonomy places the organism in Eukaryota, Metazoa, Chordata, Actinopteri, Perciformes, Cyclopteridae. Gene Ontology annotation, molecular function: RNA polymerase II cis-regulatory region sequence-specific DNA binding; DNA-binding transcription factor activity. The coding region runs from base 1 to 1185 and encodes 394 amino acids.